Molecule: messenger RNA, 1557 nt
Organism: Ophidiomyces ophidiicola
Lineage: Eukaryota; Fungi; Ascomycota; Eurotiomycetes; Onygenales; Onygenaceae
Product: atp2, beta subunit of the F1 sector of mitochondrial F1F0 ATP synthase
Exons: 8
Coding region: 1-1557 (518 amino acids)
Biological process (GO): proton transmembrane transport; proton motive force-driven mitochondrial ATP synthesis
Molecular function (GO): ATP binding; proton-transporting ATP synthase activity, rotational mechanism; ATP hydrolysis activity
Source: RefSeq, a predicted model, not a curated record
AUGUUUAAGAGCGGUGUUGCCCGGACCUUCGGAAGGUCUGCCUUUGCGCGAUCGACUCUUCUUUCAUCUACAAAACCUGCCGUUGGCAACAAUGCUUUGCGAGCUCUCUCUGCUAGAUAUGCUAGCACAGACUCUGGAAAUGCCGGAAAGAUUCACCAGGUCAUUGGUGCCGUCGUUGACGUAAAAUUUGACUCUGAGCAGCUCCCUCCAAUCCUCAAUGCCCUCGAGACCAACAAUGGCGGUCAGAAACUCGUGUUGGAGGUCGCCCAACAUUUGGGUGAAAAUGUUGUGAGAACAAUUGCUAUGGACGGUACUGAGGGUCUUGUUCGUGGUGCGAGAGCCAUUGAUACCGGUGCCCCCAUCAGAAUUCCUGUUGGACCUGGUACGCUUGGCCGUAUCAUGAACGUCACCGGUGACCCGAUUGACGAGCGUGGCCCUAUCAAGGGUGUGAAGAUGGCCCCUAUCCAUGCCGAAGCCCCUGAAUUCGUUGAGCAAUCUACAACUGCUGAAGUCCUUGUCACUGGCAUCAAAGUCGUCGAUUUACUUGCCCCUUACGCUCGUGGUGGAAAGAUUGGUCUUUUCGGUGGUGCCGGUGUCGGCAAGACUGUUUUCAUCCAGGAACUGAUUAACAAUAUUGCUAAAGCCCACGGUGGUUACUCUGUCUUCACCGGUGUUGGUGAACGUACUCGUGAGGGUAACGAUCUGUACCAUGAAAUGCAGGAAACUCGUGUCAUUCAACUUGACGGCGAAUCCAAGGUCGCACUUGUAUUUGGUCAAAUGAAUGAGCCUCCUGGCGCUCGUGCCCGUGUUGCUCUGACUGGAUUGACCAUUGCUGAGUACUUCCGUGAUGAGGAGGGUCAAGAUGUGCUCCUCUUCAUUGACAACAUUUUCCGUUUCACCCAGGCUGGUUCUGAAGUGUCUGCAUUGCUGGGUCGUAUUCCCUCUGCUGUCGGUUAUCAACCCACACUUGCAGUCGACAUGGGUGCUAUGCAGGAACGUAUCACAACCACCAAUAAGGGAUCUAUUACUUCGGUGCAGGCUGUUUAUGUCCCUGCUGAUGACUUGACUGAUCCUGCCCCUGCCACCACCUUUGCCCAUUUGGACGCCACCACUGUCUUGUCCCGUGGUAUCUCUGAACUGGGUAUCUACCCUGCCGUUGACCCUCUUGACUCUAAAUCCCGCAUGCUUGACCCCCGUAUUGUUGGCGAUGACCACUACCAGACUGCUACCCGUGUGCAGCAAAUGCUUCAGGAAUACAAAUCCCUCCAGGAUAUCAUUGCCAUCUUGGGUAUGGAUGAAUUGUCUGAAGCUGAUAAGCUCACUGUUGAGCGUGCUCGUAAACUUCAACGUUUCCUCAGUCAACCCUUCACUGUCGCCCACGUUUUCACUGGUAUUGAAGGUAAACUCGUUGAUUUGAAGGAUACCAUCCGAAGUUUCAAGGCCAUUAUCAAUGGCGAUGGCGAUGAUCUUCCAGAAGCCGCGUUCUAUAUGGUCGGCGAUUUCGAAUCCGCUCGUGCGAAGGGAGAAAAGAUCUUGGCAGAACUUGAGAAGUCAUGA